Molecule: messenger RNA, 2349 nt
Organism: Pongo pygmaeus (Bornean orangutan)
Lineage: Eukaryota; Metazoa; Chordata; Mammalia; Primates; Hominidae
Product: septin-7-like
Exons: 9
Coding region: 1327-1929 (200 amino acids)
Molecular function (GO): GTP binding
Source: RefSeq, a predicted model, not a curated record
AACUCGCGGCGGGGCUGCUGGGUCUUCCAGGAGCGCGCAUGAGCGGACACUGGCUAUGGGUGGCCGGGCGGGAUGUAACCGGCUGCUGAGCUGGCAGUUCUGUGUCCCGAGGCUUCGCCCGGCGGCCGCCGCAGGCUGGAGUGCAGUGGUGGUGUAAUCUCGGCUCACUGCAACCUUCGCCUCCUGAGUUCAAGCGAUUCUUCUGCCUCAGCCUGCCAGAGUUGCUGGGACUACAGGUGCGCACCACCACACCCAGGAGUCCAAGGCUGCAGUGAGCCAUGAUUGUGCCACUGCACUCCAACCUGGGCAACACAGCGAGACCCUGACUCCACGAAUAAAUAAAUCAACAUCAUAUGAUCUGUACCAGGGUAUAGGCAAGUGCUAUGAUCCCUACUUUUCAUCCUCAACUCUAAGUUGAGUCAUACAUCAACCUCUAGUAAAAAGUGGCAUGCUCUCAGUCAAAGGGGUAAGCCCAAACCACGUGGAGAGAAUCUUAUCUCUUUUGAGAGCUAAUAUAAAAAGAAUUCCUCCUAGGCAUAAAAAUAUUGUGAGCUAAUAUAAAAAGAAUUCCUCCUAGGCAUAAAAAUCAGUUACUUAGGCUAAACAUGCCUAUUAUGCUAAGUGAGUUAUUAACAAUAAAUACUUUAGCUGUGCCAUGUUAAUUAUCAUAAUCUGAUUUAUAAUUUGUUUUAACCUUAGGUUAUACAUACCUUGAAGCCAUUUAUAUUUUGGUAGACUUGUAAUAGUUACUAUACACUGGACUAUGUAUAUUGGACUAAACAUGGAGAGUCAAAAAAGAGUAUGUGGUCAGAGUAGAAAUCAUGCCCUAGCUUCCUUCGUGUCUACCUCCUACCUUGAGUAGAAGCGGUAGAAAAAGUAAUUACCUAAGACUUUUUGGAUUCUGGUUUGUGGAGAGGCACCCUUAUAUUUAGGCUGAUGGGCGGCGAAAUUAGAAAAUAUUUUUUGUGAUUUAGAAUUUUAUACGGAGAUGUUCAUUGUGAUUAAUUAUUCUUUGUAUUAGCAGAUUUUUGCUUUUUAUAGCUGCAUGAUUUCUUGUUUAUUAGUCAUUCAUUAUUGUCUAUUAAUAAAGAAAAACUUUAUUUCACUGAAGCAGUGAUAUAUAAUCCAACUUGGAUUUUUAAAUAAUGACUAACUUUUUUCUUUGGGAAUACAUUACUGUUAAAAAUGUAGAUUAUUAGAUACAUUACUUUUAAUGAAUGUAAGUGGUAUAAUUAGAAGGCUGAAAAGAAUCCUUGGAAACGUGAGUUUAAUUUGAUAGCUAAGAAACUGAGGACAAGAUACUUAUUCUUUGUAGCAUAUUUUCUAAUGUCAUUUCAUUGUCUCACCAAGAAAUACUUGCAUAAAGCAAAUUCAAUUAUAGCAUCUGUUAAAUAUUUAAGGUUGGGUAAAGUGGGUGAGUUUAACAGAUAUUUUCCCUUACUUCUUUUAGGCGAAUCUGGAUUGGGAAAGUUGACAUUAAUCAACUCAUUAUUCCUCACAGAUUUGUAUUCUCCAGAGUAUCCAGGUCCUUCUCAGAGAAUUAAAAAGACUGUACAGGUGGAACAAUCCAAAGUUUUAAUCAAAGAAGGUGGUGUUCAGUUGCUGCUUACAAUAGUUGAUACCCCAGGAUUUGGAGAUGCAGUGGAUAAUAGUAAUUGCUGGCAGCCUGUUAUCAAUUACAUUGAUAGUAAAUUUGAGGACUACCUAAAUGCAGAAUCGCGAGUGAACAGAUGUCAGAUGCCUGGUAACAGGAUGCAGUGUUGUUUAUACUUCCUUGCUCUUUCAGAUCAUGGACUUACACCAUUGGAUAUUGAGUUUACAAAGCAUUUGCAUGAAAAAGUGAAUAUCAUCCCACUUAUUGCCAAAGCAGACACACUCACGCCAGAGGAAUGCCAACAGUUUAAAAAACAGAUAAAUCCAAGAACAUAAAGUUAAAAUAUAUGAAUUUCCAGAAACAGAUGAUGAAGAAGAAAAAAAACUUGUUAAAAAGAUAAAGGACCAUUUACCUCUUGCUAUGGUGGGUAGUAAUACUAUCAUUGAAGUUAAUGGCAAAAGGGUCAUAGGAAGGCAGUAUCCUUGGAGUGUUGCUGAAGUUGAAAAUGGUGAACAUUGUGAUUUUACAGUUCUAAAAAAUAUGUUGAUAAGACCUCAAAGGAGUUAAACCAGGCGACUUCACCAGAUUUUCUUGAUUCUGUGUUUAUACCAUGAGAAGCUGUGGGCUCGAUCCUGUACAAGUUCUAGAACUUCGUGGAACUUGCAGAACCUAUAUGGGCAGUUGAAGUGAGUGGAGAAACCAGGAAUCUCAAGAUGUCUCAAUAUAAAGACACCACUCCUUCCCCUCUGUUUGAA